Colletotrichum acutatum is the source of this 317-nucleotide messenger RNA. RefSeq lists its product as uncharacterized. The transcript is spliced from 2 exons. The record is from RefSeq and is a predicted model, not a curated record. Bases 25 to 246 code for a protein of 73 amino acids. Lineage: Eukaryota; Fungi; Ascomycota; Sordariomycetes; Glomerellales; Glomerellaceae.
GAGUUUUCCAAUGGGUGUGGUCGUAUGUGCCAUCUGCAUGACAGAUUGAUUACUAUAAUCCUCUGCUCAGCUUUUGAGCCGGCCAGCCGCACAGCCUCUCUCAGGACACGCUGCAAAAGUUCCGUGAAGUGGAACUACCUAAUAUCUGCCGUGAUAGCCGAGAUAAGACCCGGAUUGCCCCCACAAUCGGCCUUGUCCGCGCGGCAUCUCACAGAUAAGCGCAAUCCUCAUAUCGCAAGGUGCUAAGUUACCACAUAUUAGAUGACUUCUCUCCCGAACUGGCAUGCCAUUGUGCCGUUCUGCUAUCAGCUAUUAGU